GAAACCAAGGAGAGGGAAAGAAAUCAUCUCAAGUCCUCCUCCACCUCCGUCUUCGUCACGGACGCACCCGGUUUGGCUUAAUGUCUAGUGGUGAGUUUCGUGACAGCUUCGUCGAUCCCCCAGCCGCCAAAAAGCGGAAGCUGCCAUCGCCGACGCCGUCGCUGACACAGCCGCCCGAGCACGAGCAGCCGCCGCAUUCGUCAUCGCCAGCGAUUGAGCGCUCUGCACCAUCAUCGGCCGCAGCCGCUGCAGUAGUAGUAAUGGCGACGUCCAAUAACAAUGGCUCCGCUCCCGUGCCGUCCGUGGAGAACAAUUCCGGCGGUGGUGGUGCUGCAGGUGCUGGCGCCCAGGAAAUCGACGAGGGCCUAUACUCGCGCCAGCUGUACGUGCUCGGUCAUGACGCGAUGCGUCGGAUGGCCCGUUCGGAUGUGUUGAUUUCCGGGCUGGGCGGGCUCGGCGUCGAGGUAGCAAAGAACGUGAUUCUCGGUGGAGUGAAGUCUGUCACCCUGCAUGACACGGCUGUUUGCACGGUCGGCGAUCUAUCGUCUCAGUUCUACCUGACCGCGGACGAUGUGGCCACUGGGCGGAACCGUGCGGAGGCCAGCUGCCAGCAGCUCUCCGAACUCAACCACUACGUACCGACGGUGGCGUACACGGGCGAGCUGACGGAGGAAUUUUUGCAAAAGUUCCGGGUCGUGGUGCUGACACUGGCCUCGCCCGCCGAACAACGGCGUGUUGCCGAAAUCACCCAUCGGCACAACAUCGCCCUCAUUGUGGCCGAUACCCGUGGCCUGUUCGCCCAGGUGUUCUGUGACUUUGGAAACGAUUUUACCGUGUACGACCAGAAUGGGGCUAAUCCGAGCUCGGCCAUGGUGGCCAGCAUUACGAACGAUGUCGAGAGUGUCGUUACGUGCGUAGAUGAAACGCGCCACGGAUUCGAGGAUGGCGAUUAUGUUACCUUUACGGAGGUUCAAGGAAUGACGGAGCUGAACGGAUCGGCUCCGAUGAAGAUCAAGGUGCUUGGACCUUACACCUUCAGCAUUGGCGAUACGAGCAAGCUAAGUCCGUACUUGCGCGGUGGCAUUGCAACGCAGGUGAAAAUGCCCAAGCAGUUGAGCUUCAAAUCGCUGGCCGAGGCAGAAAACGCUCCAGAGUUCAUUAUGACCGAUUUCGGCAAGUGGGAUCACCCGAACAACACGCAGGUCGCAUUCACCGUGCUCGGUCGCUACCAGGAGCAGCAUGGCCGUUUGCCACGUCCCUGGAACACAGCGGAUGCAACCGAAUUCGUGGAAAUGUGUCGCCAGCGUGCGAAGGAACUAUCGAUGGAGGAACUGAACGAGUCAAUGUUGACCAAGUUCGCACAAGUGUGUGCCGGUGAUUUGUGUCCGAUGAACGGAGCGAUUGGGGGCAUUACUGCGCAGGAAGUGAUGAAAGCUUGCACUGGCAAAUUCACGCCCAUUUACCAGUACUUGUGCUUCGACGCGAUUGAAUGCCUGCAGGAGGGUGAUCUGACGGAGGAAGAAUGCGCCCCGAUCGGUUCACGAUACGAUGGACAGAUUGCCGUCUUUGGUCGCAAGUUCCAGGAUGUGUUGGGACAGUUGAAGUACUUCAUCGUCGGUGCUGGUGCUAUCGGUUGUGAGCUGUUGAAGAACUUUGCCAUGAUUGGGGUUGCGUCUAAGGGGGAUGGCGAGAUCAUUGUGACCGAUAUGGAUCUGAUCGAGAAGAGCAAUCUGAAUCGUCAGUUCCUUUUCCGCCCGCAUGAUGUACAGCAACCGAAAUCCCGCGUUGCCGCUCAGGCAGUGAAGCGUAUGAAUGGGGACAUCAAGGUAACGUCGCAUGAAAACCGUGUCGGACCGGAAACGGAGCGGUUCUACGAUGAUACAUUCUUUAACCGAUUGGAUGGUGUUGCAAAUGCACUGGACAACAUUGAUGCUCGUAUCUACAUGGAUCGCCGCUGUGUGUACUAUCGCAAGCCACUGUUGGAGUCAGGAACGCUUGGAACCCUAGGCAAUAUUCAGGUUGUUGUUCCGUUCCUGACCGAGUCAUACAGCUCUUCGCAGGAUCCACCAGAGAAGUCGAUUCCGAUCUGUACGCUGAAAAACUUUCCGAACGCGAUCGAACACACAUUGCAAUGGGCCCGAGACACGUUCGAAGGAAUCUUUAAGCAGGUGGCCGAGAAUGCUGCACAGUACAUCACUGAUCCAACCUUCAUUGAGCGCACACUAAAACUGCCCGGCGUUCAACCUCUGGAGGCACUCGAAUCGGUCAAGAGAGCACUGAUCGACGAUAGGCCAAAAUCAAUUGAAGACUGCGUAAAGUGGGCCCGUAUGUACUUUGAGGAGCAGUACUCGAAUCAAAUCCGCCAGCUGCUUUUCAACUUUCCGCCCGACCAGAUGAGUUCCACCGGGCAACCGUUCUGGUCCGGACCGAAACGUCUGCCGGAAGCAAUCACGUUCGAUCCGGAAAAUGCGCUCCAUCUUGAUUACAUAUUUGCAACUGCCAAUUUGAAGGCGGAAGUGUACGGCAUUCCACAGCAACGCAACCGGGAUGCCAUCAGAAAGCUGGUGAUGGCCGUUGAGGUGCCGAAGUUCACGCCACGUUCGGGUGUUAAAAUUGCCGUGACGGAUUCUGCACUGCAAGCGGAGGAGAAUGGAGGUGGUGGCGGUGGUGGUGGAGAAGAUCUUGACCCGGACCGUAUCAGCCGGCUGCAGAACGAGCUGGCAGCAUUGGGCAAGCCGGACUUUACGAUUACGCCGCUCGAAUUCGAAAAGGACGACGAUAACAAUCUGCACAUGGACUUUAUUGUGGCUGCAUCGAAUCUGCGCGCUGCCAACUACAAAAUUCCGCCCGCAGACCGUCACAAGUCGAAGCUGAUUGCGGGUAAAAUUAUGCCGGCCAUCGCUACUACCACGUCGCUCGUGGCCGGAUGCGUUUCGCUGGAGCUGUACAAACUGGCUCAAGGCUUUAACACGCUGGAACGGUUCAAGAACGGUUUCCUUAACCUGGCGCUGCCCUUCUUUACCUUCUCCGAGCCGAUCCAGGCGAAAAAAUCGACCUACUACGACAAGGAGUGGACGUUGUGGGACCGGUUCGAGGUAAAGGGUGAUUUGACGCUGCAGGAAUUCCUCGACUACUUCGACCGUGAGCACAAGCUCAAGAUCACGAUGCUGUCGCAGGGUGUUUGCAUGCUGUACGCGUUCUUUAUGACGAAGCAGAAGCAACAGGAGCGACUUAAUCUGCCCAUGUCCGAGGUGGUGCGGAAGGUAUCGAAGAAGAGUAUUGAGCCGCACGUGCGUGCGCUCGUGUUUGAGAUCUGCUGUAAUGAUGAGGCCGGUGAGGAUGUGGAGGUGCCGUACGUGCGCUACGUGUUGCCUUGAAUAUCUUAAAUCGCU
Molecule: messenger RNA, 3392 nt
Organism: Anopheles maculipalpis
Lineage: Eukaryota; Metazoa; Arthropoda; Insecta; Diptera; Culicidae
Gene: Uba1
Product: ubiquitin-like modifier-activating enzyme 1
Exons: 6
Coding region: 81-3377 (1098 amino acids)
Biological process (GO): protein sumoylation
Cellular component (GO): SUMO activating enzyme complex; cytoplasm
Molecular function (GO): SUMO activating enzyme activity
Source: RefSeq, a predicted model, not a curated record